AUGGAAAAACUUUUUUCCCCCCACUUUAGGGAUACGCCGAUGGAUUAUGAUGACAAUGAUUGUCAAGGCCAGAAUCUUCACUUAGCUGGUGAAGGGAGCUCAAAAUUUUCUCCUGUUUUGCGUCCAUACUCCCUUCCCAAGUUUGAUUUUGAUGACAGCCUCCAGGGGCACCUAAGGUUUGACAGUUUGGUUGAAAACGAGGUUUUUCUUGGUAUUCCGGGCCAAGAAGACAAUCAGUGGAUUGAGGAUUUUUCUCGGGGCAGUAGUGGAAUAGAGUUCGGUUCAAGCGCUGCCGAAUCUUGCUCCAUUUCCAGGCGUAAGAAUGUGUGGUCUGAGGCAACAUCAUUAGAAUCUGUUGAAAUGUUGUUAAAAUCUGUUGGGCAGGAAGAGGUGGCACCUGGAGAAACUGCAAUUGAGGAAUCAGAUGCAGGCGAUAAACUGGGUAGCGUAACCAAGCAAAUGGAGCCGAAUUUGAAGCUUGAUGAUGAAAUGGAAGAUGUUACAGAUCCACACCCUGCAGUGCCACCAGAUGAGUUUGUGGAAAACUUUUCUGGAGUGAAUGAGAGUGCUGGAUACAAGGGGCCAGUUGUUAAAUGUACUUCACAGACUCAAGAGGCUGAGCUGUCUGCUUAUGGAAUUUCGAGUGAUUUGGAUCCAAACACUGUUAGGGAGAAGGGUGGUUUAUUUGUGACUCACGAGAAUUUGGGAAUUGAUAGGAAUUGUGACGAUGCAAUGCAAAACAAAAUUGAUACUAUAACGCAAGAGGAUUCUGGGAUGCAAACAACUAACGGGGACUCCUCGUCAGAGAAUGUUGUUGCAAUCACCGUGAAGUUGAGCAAUCAGGAAAUCCCACAUCAGGUAAGUGAUUCUAUUUUGGUAAACACAAUAGAUUUUUCAAAGGAGACUGAUGAGGGAGUGGAGGAAGACUGUGUUCCUAGCAAAGCAGUCAAUAUGGAUGAUCAAAUUUUGGGAGGACCUGCUGUUGGAUCUUGUCCAGACAACUUGAAUGGUCCUACCUGUGUUGCUUUGAAGGUGCUAUCUGUAGAAGAACAUGCAGUCGAAACUAGUAUCACUAACUUGGAUGAACCUUCUAUGGUACGAGAGUGGCGUGAUGACAUCAAGACAGCUGAAGAUUGCAAUGAGGCUGUAUUUUCCAAAGGCUCUGUUGAGGGCAGUAGACAUGAAAUAUUUUUUCUCUCUGAUGGCAAGGAAAGUAGUCGGCAGUUCAAAAGCAAUGUUCAUGGGGAAUCCUCUGUAGUGUCGCCAAGGAGAUGGGUUGAUGAUGGGUUCGGCUGUGGACAUAAUGCAUGGACACAGCAGGCCAUUUGA
Ilex paraguariensis (yerba mate) is the source of this 1329-nucleotide messenger RNA. Lineage: Eukaryota; Viridiplantae; Streptophyta; Magnoliopsida; Aquifoliales; Aquifoliaceae. The record is from the annotation of a GenBank genome assembly.